CAGCAGACAGCGUGAGAAGAAAAAAAAAGAUCCUUUGACGUCAGCCACGUUAGAAUUCAGCAGUCCAAGAUGGCGGAGGUGAGAGAGUUGAGGAGCAGGAAUCACACCGAGCACCACUGCAAAAGUCGAGUCAACGACGAAGGCCUUAGCAGUGUGGAAGAUGUCCCCAAUUUUCAGAAUACGAAUUGGCCUCCUUCAGUUAGGCCUGAAGACAUGGGGGCAAAAGUGCUUCCCAGGAUCCAGCCCUUAAACUCAGGCAAAAACGCGCUCCUGACUCCCUCACCUGAAGAAGAAAUUCAGGAAGAAGAGGAGGCUUGUGUUGAAGAAGAAAAGGCCAGACCGAUCCAGAUUGUCCUGGCCAAUGAGGAUGAGCACAGCUUUGAGCUAGAUGUCACAGCGUUGGAGAAGGUCCUGCUGCAGGAUCACGUGAAGGACCUGAAUGUGGUGGUUGUGUCUGUGGCCGGGGCCUUCCGCAAAGGCAAGUCCUUCUUGCUGGACUUCAUGCUGCGCUACAUGCACUCUCAGGGUGACUCGUGGAUAGGAGGUGAUGAUGAGCCCCUGACAGGCUUCACCUGGAGAGGAGGCUGUGAGAGGGAGACCACAGGAAUUCAGAUCUGGAGCGAAGUCUUUGUGGUCGACAAGCCUGAUGGCAGCAAGGUCGCUGUGCUCCUGGUUGACACUCAGGGAGCUUUUGACAGCCAGUCUACCAUUAAAGACAGUGCUACAGUGUUCGCCCUCAGCACAAUGACCAGCUCUGUGCAGGUGUACAAUCUCUCUCAGAACAUACAGGAGGAUGACUUGCAGCACCUGCAGCUUUUCACUGAAUAUGGCCGGCUGGCGAUGGAAGAGAUCUCCCAUAAACCUUUCCAGUCCUUGAUGUUCCUGAUAAGGGACUGGAGUUAUGCUUAUGAACACGACUACGGACUGCAAGGAGGUAACAUCUUCCUCGAGAAACGUUUACAGGUGAAACAGCACCAGCACGAGGAGCUGCAGAAUGUAAGGAAGCACAUCUACUCCUGCUUCUCCAACAUCGGCUGCUUCCUGCUGCCACACCCAGGCCUCAAGGUGGCCACCAACCCGUACUUUGACGGCAGGCUGAAAGAGAUCGAUGGGGAUUUUAAGAAGUAUCUGGCCAAGCUGGUGCCUCUCCUGCUGGCUCCAGACCGACUGGUGGAGAAGGAGAUUGGAGGAAACAAAGUGACCUGCAGAGAUCUGCUGGAGUACUUCAAGUCGUACAUAAAGAUCUACCAAGGGGAGGAACUGCCUCACCCAAAGUCCAUGCUGCAGGCGACAGCAGAAGCCAACAACCUGACUGCUGUGGCGGGAGCCAAAGACAUGUACAGCAAGAGCAUGGAGCAGGUCUGUGGUGGGGAUAAGCCAUACAUUGCCCCAACUGACCUGGAACGCUGCCACGGGGAGUUUCGCGAGCACUCGGUGCGUUUCUUUCGCUCAGUUAAGAAAAUGGGCGGCGAGGAAUACUGCCAGCGCUACCAGAGCCGGCUGGAGACCGAGCUGGACGAAUCCUACGUCCACUUCUCCAAACAAAACGACGGCAAGAACAUCUUCUACGCAGCACGCACGCCCGCUACACUUUUCGCAGUCAUGUUUGUCACCUACAUCGUGUCCGGCGUGACGGGCUUCAUCGGUCUGAGCACCUUCGCAUCCCUGGCUAACCUGCUGAUGGGCGUGGCUCUGAUGUCUCUCUGCGCCUGGGCGUACGCGAAAUACUCUGGAGAGUUUCGGGAGGUGGGGACAAUGAUAGACCAGGUGGCUGAGACACUCUGGGAACAGGUUUUGAAGCCAUUAAGUGAGAAUUAUAUGGAAGACAACGUCAGACAGACGGUGAUCAACUCCAUCAAAGCAAGCUUGACAGAACAGGGCUCGCAGCACACCAAGUUAAAGACUCAAUGAUGCUCCUCCUCGUGCAUGCAUCUCCCUCGUUGUGUUCAUCAGCCUCCUGCCCACUUGUUCAAUCUGUUCAAUCCUUCAACUGUGGAACUACAUCAACACCAAAGCUUUUCCCUCUCCUCCCACGUCACUGCCCCUUCUUCAUUUGCUGUAAUGGACCUGUAGGCUUGCCGUCUGUGUUGCUCUUCAUCGCCCCCCCCAGUGCCUCAGAGCAGAAACUGCAUGUUCAGGAGAGGACCGUGUAGAGAAGCCAAAACAGGAGCUUAAAAGACUGUCAUCUCCUCCAGUGUGCCAUGCUGUGAUAGACACACGUUGUGUUGUGGUGCGUAUUGUAGACACGUUGACCUGUUUGCUGCAUCGCUUCAGGAUCAAGCUGUAAUUCAGGGAAAACUGACACAGCUGUAAGCAGCUGGAACAACAAUGAAUGCAAAUUUAAAAGCUGACUUAUGUGCAUUUAUUUGUUUUGUCUCGCAAGCUAGACAGUUCAGUUUACUUUUCUUCUGUUUGUUAACCCUUCCCACGAGCACAGACGACAAGUCGAUUCAGAAAUCGUGUGAUUGUGACCCUGGUGAGAUCUGUAGGAAGCCAAGCGCCUCUCAUCUGGUGUUUGUUUUUAAUGUAGAACAGAUGUGCUUUUUAAAAAGUGAUCUAACCUUUAGCGUCUCGUAGCAGACCUGCAGGUGUAUGGCUCUCUUCAUUGAGUCACUCGGUUAUAGCAUUGAGCUAGCUUAGAGCUUUUAGAGCCAGGCCUGUCUUCGUUCUCAUGUUGAGACAUUUCUCUCCUCUGCUGCCUUUCAUUAAAGAGACACUAGCUGUUUUUUUUUAGAAGCCUCUAGCUUUUGCUGUGUUAGCAAUACAAAUCUUUAAUCUCAGUUUCUCUCAUGGGAAAGUUUUUCACAUUUUGGAAAAUACGCUCAUUGCUUUCUUGUAGGGAGUAAGAUAAGGAAAUGAAUACACCUCAUGUGGAGGGAAGAUGUAGCUAAAGCCAGCAGCUAAUCUGGUUCAUUUAGUUUACGGUCUUUUUGCCUAGCUAAGAUAGCUUUAUGAUUAGCCAGCAGACAUAAAAGCAUUGCAAUCAUCUAGUCCAUCGCCCAGCAAGGGAGUAUAUAAAGACAUAUCACUUUAAAUGUUUCAGAUGAUUUCAUACACUGACAAGAAAUGUUUCUCCUGUCUUCUCCAGUUGUAAAACUGUAAAUCACGUUGUUUUCUGUGUAGCAGGAGAUAUUUGUUCACCAUCGACUUCAUUACUGUCUGACUGUUUCGGUUUUGAUUCCAUCCAAAUGAUUUCUCACCUCAAAUGCCAGUCUCAUACUGUACAGUUUCUUACUGACCUUUCCUAACACAUUACAACAAAUCGGGCAUGUAAGUUGGAUUAAAUAUUUAAAUAAACUUUGAGUACGUUUUAUAGUGAAUCAGUUGACAUUGGCUAUUUUUGUUUCUGUUGAUCAGCUUAACAGUCUGGUUCUUUUAAAGAGAAGUUGCUGCUGUAGGGUUUACACUAGUUCUGUCCCUCUCAUGAGGACACGUUCAUAGAAACAUGUGAUGUGAAUACUUUGUGACGGGCUGGUUGGAGACAAUGUCUGUCUGCCUUUUAAAGAUAUCUCUGGUAAUUUAUUUUUGAAUAAACUGUAUAUCUUAAGAAUGAAUCAUCAAUACAAACCUUUAGACUCCUU
This is a messenger RNA of Labrus mixtus (cuckoo wrasse), 3581 nucleotides long. It is a transcript of the gene atl2, whose product is annotated as atlastin GTPase 2. Gene Ontology annotation, biological process: protein homooligomerization; endoplasmic reticulum organization. Gene Ontology annotation, molecular function: GTP binding; GTPase activity. Lineage: Eukaryota; Metazoa; Chordata; Actinopteri; Labriformes; Labridae. The record is from RefSeq and is a predicted model, not a curated record. The transcript has 14 exons. The coding region runs from base 70 to 1911 and encodes 613 amino acids.